AUGUAAAAAAUGAUCAGUGAUUUGACAUUUUUAGAUGGACCUGUUGAUGUUACUCAUGAUCACUAUAAAAAAUAGGAUGUCAAUGUCCUCAAACUUAAAGAGAUGUAUGGAUACUAAAAUAAAAUAAGAGAGAGUAGCCAACUUUAUAAAAAAAAGAGACUUGCUAAUACAAACUAAAUGAAUUAAAACUACUUGAAAGAGGAAUUAUAAAAAAUUGAGCAUGAUAAAAAACUCAAAGAAGUUAUUGAAAAGCAAUUGCAAGAAGAAAUUGAUAUUGAAUUGGAUGUACUUCUAGAAAGAGACAUUAAAGACAGAAAUGUUGAGUUAAUGCAAAAAAAGAUUGACUUCAUUAAUUCUUUAGAGGAAUAUAACAAAAUUAUUUAAUAUUAAAUGGUUAAGCAAUUAAUUGAAGUGAAGCAAAUUCAAGAGAAAUUUUGUAUUGACUUCUAUUAAAAAAUAACUGAAAUCAAAGAUUAUGUAUCAACUAUUGAGGAUUAUAACAAAAUGCAUAAUAAAAUCGAUGAACUUAACAAAAAGGCUAGCAAGUCGCUUACUAAUUAUAGAAAAAAACAAUUACAAAAUGAAAAAAAUAAAAUUGAUGAAAUAUAGAGAGAAUAUCUUUUAAAAAUUACAUCUAACAUAGAUUUAAUUUUAAAUAGCGAAAAUGCUUUAAGUUCGCCAGUGAAACAGCUCCUCUUAUUUAAGCUGAAUGAAAUUCUAUUUUUUCUUGAUGAGCUAAUGAAAAGCAAAAGAAACUAUUAAAUAUUCUUAAUUGAAUCCUUUUAAACUUAAAGCAUAAAUCUAACUAAUAUAGAACUAUUUUCAUUGAAUGAUAGUAAUGAUAAUGAUGACGAAGAGGACUUGGAAUUAGAAGAUUUUUUAUUCAUUAAACAGAAUAAUUAAUUUCUUGCAAAUGAAUUAUUAUAGAGCUCAACAAAUAAAAUAAUUAUUGAUGGGAUAGCAAUAGACUACUCUUAAAUUAAAAAAAAUAAAAAUGAAAGUGAGUAAAACCUAGGUGAAAAAAAUUAAAUAAAUAUAACUACAGCCAUUGAAGAGAGGAUCUAAAAAAUUUAGCUAAGAUACUAAAAAAACCAAUUAAAGAAACAGAAAAAAAAAUCUCUGAGCUAGCCUCCAUCUUUUUCGAAUGAAAUAAUAGAUCUAGAACUAUAAAAUUUAAUGAGAUUUUAUAACAAACUAAAAUAAGUUGAAAAAAUAAUUGCAAACAAAUAAAUGAUGAAAUAUGAUGAAAUCCAAAAUAUUCUAUAAAUUUUGUGGUAGUUUUAAGAUAUACUAGCUAUUUAGAUAUCAUGUGCUAAGAAUAAAUUAGAAAAAUAUUUAAUCAGUUUAAAUAAUAAAGUCUUUGUUCCUUAAGAAAUUAUUAGGCUGAUUAACAGAUAGGUAAAGCUAUUGAAAGCUAUCCCAGACUAAGAAUAAGCAAAAUCUUACAUAGAAAACUAAAAAAGAAAUAAUACAUUUAAAAGGUAUGCCAACGAUUAAGGAAAAAUAACUAAUUUCCAUUUUGUUUUAAAUGCAAAUAACCUCAAGCCUCUCUUACAAAAGAUAGAUCCUUAGUCUUUCUUAGACGAUGAGAAAAAAUAACAAAAAUAAAUGCAAAGUAAGUUAAAAAAAUUAAAAGAAGAUGCUGUAAAGAAGUAUGUUAAAUCUAAAUUAAAUUAGACCACCACUUAAUUUAUUACAAAUUCAGAGCUGCAGUCUGGAAGAGUGAGCCCAUCUAAUUCAUGUAAAAACUCAUAAGAUUCUGGAUUUAAUAGAGAUAGAAGUAUUUCUUAAGGUAGUAUUUAUGGUUAGCUUUAGUAAAAUAAAAUAUAAUAAGAAAUUAAAGAUAAGCAGAAAAAUGAACUAAAAAUUUUUUACUUGAAUGAGCACUUUGAUAAUAUAUAACCGUAAAGAAGUAAAGUGACAAACUUAUAAAAUAAAACUAAAAGUGUUUCGCAUUCUUAAACUCCAUUAAAAUAGCAAAGCUAAAAAAUGAACAUUUCAAAAUAUGUCAACGACAGCUUUGAUAACUCAGGACUCAAUAACUUAAUUUGUGAAAAAUAAAAAGAAAUAGAUAUAAGUGCUGACGUUCAUUAUGUGAUGCUCAGCAAUAUAUUUUCUCAUAACAAUGAGCUGAUUGAAAUAGAAGAUUUCAUAGAGAAGGAAAGAAGCAAGGUUGAUGAAAAUUAAGAAGAAUAGUAGCUAGAUCCUAAAUAGCUUUAUAAUGAUAGAUAUAGUCGUUUCAAAUUAAAGAGUUCUUCUUCAACAAGACCAACUACAGGAAAAACCAUAGUAGCAAAGAAUGAAGUAGUAAACUCAUAAGUUUCUAAUUAGAGUCCUAAUUAUUAGUCAGAGUCUGAAGAUAUCUCUUCCAAAUUUUAAAGAGUUAAAUCUAAUAACUUAUCUGUUUCAUUCUACGUUAAUGAUAAAAAUUAAACUAUAAAUACUUCUAGGCCAAGCUCUUCUUAUUAGAGGUUUGGUGGAGGUAAAAAUAAAAGGAGUAGUUCUGGUAUUUCUAGUAUUAGUAAUAAUUAAAGUAGCUUUAUUUAAAACUAUUCUUAGUUGCAGUAACCAAGGCCAAGGACUUCAAAUUAAAAUAUUUACUUAUAAUCAAAGAAUAUAACUCCUAUAAGAGAGUAAUUUUCAAAAGAUAUUGCUAGCGAUUCUAAAUAUUAAUCUAUUCAGUAGUCGUAAGGAUAAAGCUUAGAGAAUACUUAAAUCAUUAGUUAGGAUUCUAAAUUACAAUAAAACUAAAUAGAAUAAGAUGAAUAUCAGCAAGAAAACUAAAUUUAUUUAGAUGAAGCAGAGAAAAAAGAAGCUGAAAAAUUAAAAAGACGUAAAAACUUGAUGAUAGAAAUAUUGGAAAGAAAAAGACCUAGAUAUAUAUUUUUGGGUAGCUCCAGAAAUCCAAUUAAAGGUACUCCAGAAUAAAUCCAAGAAAUAGAAAGAAAUGCACAUUUGGUUUAGCAAAGAUAGAAGCUAUAAGUUCAAUAAAAAGAAAGAAUCAAGUUAUAAAAGCGUAUACAAGAUAUAGAAAAACAGUGGGAAGUAUCAAAUAUAGAAACUUUAGCAGGACCACCUAAAAAAUAUUAUGUAGAAACUUCUACAAUUUAGCACGAUUUUAAAGACAGAGUUAUAUCCAAAAUUAUUAAUCACUGA
Messenger RNA from Tetrahymena thermophila SB210, 3156 nucleotides. RefSeq lists its product as hypothetical. NCBI's taxonomy places the organism in Eukaryota, Ciliophora, Oligohymenophorea, Hymenostomatida, Tetrahymenidae. The transcript is spliced from 2 exons. The record is from RefSeq and is a predicted model, not a curated record.